Pieris macdunnoughi is the source of this 1158-nucleotide messenger RNA. NCBI's taxonomy places the organism in Eukaryota, Metazoa, Arthropoda, Insecta, Lepidoptera, Pieridae. The record is from the annotation of a GenBank genome assembly.
AUGGAAACCAAUAACAAACACUGCCAGACAUUGUCACUAACAGAAGUUCGUUCCGAUGAUUUUCCAAUGUAUGACGAGACUGUAGAAGUGGAUGCCAACGAAAUUGAUAGCCCUUCUGAAGACGAGAUGUCCAAGUUCAACCCUCCAGUCCGGCAUACGGCGAGACAUGACUUUGAUUCUGACUCCGCCAGUGACGACACGCCAGAGAAGUUUGACUUCUCAGAGGAGGAUCAGUCGCCGGAUCGACAGUCGAAGCAUUCGGAUAAGGAUAACAAUACAAAAGCUAAAAAUAACGACCUCUCCCGGCAGUCCAGUCGUCGGCACGAUUCUUCUAAUUCCGAAUCGGAUAGUACGGAUUUAGAGGCAGUGUUAAAUCGGCCCGACCCAGUGCUGCCAACUAGCGGCAAAAAGCGAGGAGUCGUUAUACCAGCUGAAGGGGCCUAUGAUCCCAAACAGUUUGCUGAUCUGAAAGUGCCAGCUGAAAUGGAGAACAUCUUUCAAUAUAUCAUGAAAUACACGCCCCAGAAGAUAGAUAUAGACUUCAAGCUCCAGCCCUUCAUACCGGAAUAUGUCCCAGGUGUUGGCGACACGGAUGCGUUCAUAAAAGUCUCCUCGCCCGUAUGCGGUCUAAGAGCUGAGCCCCUUGCUGAACGCGCCCUUAACAUGAUUGAUAAUUUAGGUUUAACAAUAUUGGACGAACCAGCGGCUGAACAAAGUGACUCGGCGUUGUUGCAUCUCCAACUUAGAGCCAUUUCUAAAACUAGCAGUGCGAAAUCCAAUCUUUUAACGAAGAAAAUCGAGAAUGCCGAAAGCAAUCCCAAGGCGAUAGAGAGAUGGAUAAAAGAUGUCAGCGAGUUGCAUAUAUCGAAACCGGCCCCCACCGUCAGUUAUACUUCAAAAAUGCCGGAUAUUGACAGCCUAAUGGAAGAGUGGCCCGACGCUAUGGAGGAAACAUUGAACGAAGUUGGUUUCCCGCCGGCGAGUCUUGACUGCUCACUGUCACAAUACGUUGAUAUAGUCUGUGCAAUAUUCGACAUUCCAAUAGCGGGAGACACGCUCAAUGACAGAUUACAGGCUCUACAUUUGUUGUUUAGUCUGUAUUCAGCUGUCAAAAACUCGCAGUUGUACGCUGAUAGGAUAAAAGAGGAAAAGGGAUAA